Molecule: messenger RNA, 1400 nt
Organism: Epinephelus fuscoguttatus (brown-marbled grouper)
Lineage: Eukaryota; Metazoa; Chordata; Actinopteri; Perciformes; Serranidae
Gene: lsm2
Product: smx5
Exons: 5
Coding region: 77-364 (95 amino acids)
Biological process (GO): mRNA splicing, via spliceosome
Cellular component (GO): P-body; Lsm1-7-Pat1 complex; U4/U6 x U5 tri-snRNP complex
Molecular function (GO): RNA binding
Source: RefSeq, a predicted model, not a curated record
GUCCGUCGCACUAAUAUGACGCACUGUGUUACGACAUCAACACCCGACGCACAACCACAAGAAACCAACAGCAACAAUGCUUUUCUACUCGUUUUUCAAGUCGCUGGUGGGGAAGGAUGUGGUGGUGGAGCUCAAGAACGACCUGAGCAUCUGCGGGACGCUUCAUUCUGUCGACCAGUACCUGAACAUCAAGCUCACAGACAUCAGCGUCACUGAUCCAGAGAAAUAUCCACACAUGCUGUCUGUGAAAAACUGUUUCAUCCGUGGAUCUGUGGUCCGGUACGUUCAGCUACCUGCAGAUGAAGUGGACACUCAGCUCCUGCAAGACGCUGCGCGAAAAGAAGCAAUACAGCAGAAGCAGUGAUGGACGGGGGGUUUAGUCUGGGGUGGGCAGUGGGUGGCGGGGUGGGAAUUUUUUGUGAUGGCUAAUAAUAAGUAGUUUUGAGUUAAAGAUGAUACAGUUUGUGCAGCUCUUGUAAUCGAGCAGUAUUGGUCAUUUUCCUGUGCUUUCACAGAGAGCUUAAUUGCAUUCCUGACAUUAGUGAUGAAUAAUUUUCCAAACGGUAAUUAUUGGAAAUGGCCGUCACCUCACAGGCCGCACAGGAGGCUUCAUUUGAUACUGUAUUAUGUUUUGUUUUAAAAGAAAUAGACCUAAAUUCAUGUUUGAGCCCAGUAGAGGUGAAGAUCUGUUGUAGUGUUUCUGUUGCAUAAUACAAGCACUGUUGCUUAUCUUUAAAAAAAAAUAAAAUUAUGACUUCUUUUUUUUUUUUUUUAAUGUCAUUUCAAAAUAAAAAAACUAUUUUAUUUACAUAUUGAUCAUGUCAUUGUCAUUUACAGGGAUGUUUAUGUAGUUUUACCAGUGAAAAAUGUUUAAUUAUUUUAGUUUUGGCCUUUAAAAUAUUGAAGAAAGUUAUUUUGUAUAUGACUGCAUUCAUGGGAAAUAAAAAUGAAAGUCCCGUGGCCUCAUUGUGCUAGUUAUCAAAAUCAGAAUAUCAGCAUAACUUAAAAUAUGUGAGGAUGAUAGUGAAGACAUGAUGCACCAUAAAGUGUCCUCUGGAUGUGCUGUAGAAGUUCAAUGUGACAUGUAGAAUCGUUUAAUUCUUAUUAAUUAUUCAUAAUUUUUUACCUAUAUUUACAGGUACUCUAUUGGUCCAUUUUGGCUUCCAUAUUACAAAUUGAAACGCACUUUUAUGUUGUUUUCUGGUGUAAUGUUGUCCUAUGGAAGGCCUGGAAAGUUGUCUGACUGGACCCUGAAAUGGUUUAAUAAAUGGUGAAUUAAAAAAAACAAAGAUAGAUAUUAGGGCUGUACUGAAAGUCUUCUUUUUAACUUCUUUUUAAAGCUUCUAAUGAGGUUUUCGAAUGAAGCAUCUGAUGUCAACACCCAAAAAAUCGUUUAAAAA